Messenger RNA from Helianthus annuus (common sunflower), 693 nucleotides. RefSeq lists its product as uncharacterized. Bases 1 to 693 code for a protein of 230 amino acids. The transcript is spliced from 2 exons. The record is from RefSeq and is a predicted model, not a curated record. NCBI's taxonomy places the organism in Eukaryota, Viridiplantae, Streptophyta, Magnoliopsida, Asterales, Asteraceae.
AUGGCGAUGAUACAAGCAAAAGAAACAGGCUCGAUGUCUUACCAAGUUCCGACUUUGACCUCAACCAAUUAUCCGAUAUGGGCUAUCAAGGUUAAGUCUAUUUUGGAUGCACAUGGUCUUUUGGAGACGAUCGAACCGAGGGCAUUAGGUGAAGACCCAGACUCGAAGAAAUCAAAACAAGCGCUCGCCUUCCUAUUUCAAGCUAUACCGGAGGAGAUGGUGUUGCAAAUGUCGAGUUACACGGACCCGAAGAAAGUAUGGGAUGGCUUAAAAACACGAUACUUGGGCGUAGAUCGAGUGAGGGCGGCUCGAAUUGCAACAUUGAGAAGAGAGCUUGAGGGUUUGCGGUUGAAGGAAGGAGAACUCGUUGAUGAUGGUGCUUCUAAGUUGGAAGGCUUAAGAUACAUGAAGAACGACGAAAAAGCCUUGGUGAAAAAGGAGGAAGAGCAAGGCCAACUUUUGAUGGCCGAACAAAAGUAUGGUGAAAGUAGCGGACGAGGAAGAGGUCGCCGAAGAGGCUACGGUAGACGUGAGAGAGGUCGAGGAAGAGGUACGGGUCGAGGUGGUGAUAAAAGCAGGUUUUGGAGUUUCAAUUGUGGAGCAUUUGGGCAUUUUGGUUACGAGUGCACUAAAUGGAAGGAUGAAGAGAAAGAAGCAAAUCUUACCAAGGAGGAAGAACCGACAUUGCUUUGA